AUGUUGCGUUGUGUAAAACGAAAAUCAAGUAAGAGUAGGACACCAGCAACCGGUAGUUCAAAUGAAAGAGGUUGUUCCACAUUACCACGUAUGUUUUACCGGUCGGACAGUGAAGAAAAUGUGUCAGAAAAACCGUCAUCUUCGUCCUUUACUAGAUUAACAAGAUGGACAACAGAAAAAAAGUCUGCUACAUUAGCCGCUGGCUCCACAUUAUCUUCUGGAAAUGAUACAAAACCAAAGAGUAAACCCCUCACAUUUCUGCGCACAUUAUCUUUGGGUUCAUUAUUUUCUCCCUCAAGAAAACGUCGAAAAGAUGAUUCAACCACCGCUUACUCGUCAGGUUUAAUGUCACCUGAUGUAGAGUUACAAACAUUUUCAAAUGAGUCACAGGCUAAUAUUCACCAAGAACAAAAUGAAACUGAUAUUAGUCCAUCAGAAGGAUCACUCACACCAACUGGAGAUGAAACUUAUCAAUCACAGCUUAGCAAACAAGAGUUAUACUUAGAGAAAUUAACAAGAGAUGCUUAUAACUAUCUAGGCGAUGAGACAAAUAAAACUCCGACAGAUGAAAAUCCGCGUAAUGUAUCUGAGGCAAAACAUUUGAAAAGAUAUCCAGAUGAUCAGCAUGAUUCCGGAAGGAGUUCAACUAGAGAAUCAGCGGAUGUCUCUGUGGCAUCUGAAGGUCCAAAAAAGAAAACAGCCAUAAAUGAUAUACCUCUUGAACUAGAAAGGAAAACAUCACAACCAGAUAAACAUUGGCACGUUUCAACUAAUCCAAAACAAGCUGAUCUCAAUCAAAGCUUUCUACGUGCAGCUAGAGCUGGAAAUUUGGAAAAAUUACGUGAAUUACUCAAUAAAAUAACCGACAUCAACGUUUCGAAUACUAAUGGACUAAACGCAUUGCACUUAGCGUGUAAAGAAGGCAAAACUGAUGUUGUGAAGGAAUUAUUAUCGCGUGGCGCAUCGGUGCAUUUGAUCACAAGAAAAGGCAAUACUGCUCUACAUAUUGCUAGCCUAGCAGGACAUCUAGAGAUUGUACAACUAUUAGUUGAUUAUGGAGCUGAUGUAAAUGCUCAGUCUCAAAACGGAUUCACACCUCUUUACAUGUCGGCUCAAGAAAACCAUGUUGAAGUUGUUCAGUACCUUUUGGAUAAAUCUGCUAAUCAGGCUCUGUCAACGGAGGAUGGUUUUACGCCACUUGCGGUGGCAUUACAGCAAGGACAUGAUCGUGUUAUAACCCUGCUACUGGAAAGGGAUUCUCGCGGAAAAUGUCGCUUACCCGCUCUACACAUUGCUGCUAAGAAGGAUGACGUUCAUGCUGCUAAACUGUUACUCAAUAACAGCGAAAUAAAUGUUGAUCAUACGUCGGCUAGUGGAUUUACGCCAUUACAUAUUGCUGCUCAUUAUGGAAAUGUUAAUAUGGCUAAAUUGUUGAUCGAAAGAGGAGCAAAUAUUAAUUACCAAGCAAAAAAUUCUAUAACACCGUUACAUGUAGCUGCUAAAUGGGGAAAGAAUGAAGUUGUUGGAGAAUUGAUUCUAGCAGGAGCUGAAAUCAACGCCCGCACGCGAGAUGGACUGACACCGUUACACUGUGCAUCUCGUGCAUGCCAAAUUGACACUGUGGAAUAUUUACUGAAAAAUGGAGCUGAUCAUUCUUUAAAAACAAAGAAUGGAUUGACGCCAUUGCAUUUGGCUGCACAAGGUGCUAAUGAAAGAGUUGUUCAGUUACUAUUACAGAAUGGAUCUAAUCCGGAUGAUGUGACCAUUGAUUACCUGACUCCUUUACAUGUUGCAGCUCAUUGCGGCAAUGUAGAUGUGGCUCGCGCUCUAUUGAAUUCCCGUUGUAAUGUCAAUGCAAGAGCUCUGAAUGGAUUUACUGCCCUUCAUAUAGCAUGCAAAAAGUCACGGGUUGAAAUGGCCUCAAUUCUUCUUAAAUAUGGAGCUCUAAUAGAAGCAGCCACAGAGACUGGUCUCACUCCAUUACAUGUGGCUGCAUUUGUUGGAUGUAUAGAGAUUGUCUCAUUCCUUUUACAACAUGGUACAAAUGUAAAUCAAACGACUUUGCGUAAUGAAACUGCACUACAUUUAGCGACUAGAAAUCGACAACUGGAGACAGUGAGAACUCUUCUUGGUCACCAAGCUAAUUUGGAUUGCCGUACAAGAGAUAACCAAACACCCUUACAUGUCGCUGUACGUACAAAUUUUCUGCCUAUUGUUGAACUGUUGUUGGAUGCUGGUUCGGAUCCUAAUAUAAUGACAAGAGAUAAUUAUGCACCAUUACAUAUAGCUAUCAAAGAAGACUCAGAAGAUAUUGUCAAACUAUUGAUUGAGCACGACGCCAAUCCGGAAGUUAAAACAAAGAAAGGGUUUACACCCUUACAUUUAGCUGCUAAAUAUGGUUCAUACAAAACUGCUCACUUGUUAAUGGACAAAGCUAAGUCUAAUCCAAACGCAAUUGGUCCCAAUGGCUUCACACCUGUUCAUGUGGCCACCUAUUACAAUGAUAACAAAAUGUUGGAUAAAUUGAUAGAAUUUGGAGGUGAUGUCAAUCGACCUGUUAAGAAUGGCUUUACACCACUUCAUCUGGCAGCUAAACGAAAUCAACUUGACUCAAUCCGUUUAUUAGCAUCUAAAGGAGCCAUCAUUGACAAAGGUUCAAGAAACGGUUAUACACCACUUCAUUUAGCUUCACAAGAUGGUCGAAUGGAAAUAGUUAAAGUUCUUGUUGAAGAAUACAAAGCUCAGGUGGAUACUGCAGCCAAGGACGGUUUAACGCCCUUACAUUUGGCGGUACAGGAAGAUAAAGUAAACGUAGCUGAAUAUUUACUGAAUUCAGGAGCGUCCAUUGAUACGAAGACACUGAAAGCUGGAUUUACACCACUACAUUCAUGUGCUUAUAGGGGACAGCUGGCCUCUGUUCGUCUGCUUCUAUCACGUGUUCCUGAACAUGAACUUCCACAAUUUAUAAACUGUCGUACCCACAUGGGCUCAACUCCGCUGCAUCUGGCAGCACAACAAGGUCAUCUACAAGUAGCGCUGAAAUUAAUUCAAAUGGGAGCUAAUCCAAACAUUUGUAAUAAGCAAGGAUGGACAGCAGCGAAAUUAGCUCAUAAACAACAUUAUUUAAACUUGUUCGAAAUGUUGCAAUCGAUUACAACUGAUGGAACUGACGCGAUUUCGCCCGGUUCAGAUGGAAUAGAUGACAAUAUAAAUUUAAAUAAUGGUCUAUUGCCUUUAGAAAAAGCGGAACAUAUGACAGAUCACAUGAUUUCAGAUAGCGAGGAUGAAGGAGACAACGAUAUAACAACAAUUCCAAGUACACCAACCAUGGAUAAUAAGCAAAUAUCAGUCCGUCCAAAGACACUACAUAUUCCUGGAAAUCGUUUGACUGCUUCUGGCGUCGAGACAGUUCGCUCCAGUCGUUAUGAAAGUAUACCUGAAGAACAUGUGAAACCAAUGCUCAAUGGGAAAGUUGAUCCAUUUUCAACUUCACAACAACUACUUCAGAUGACUGUUACUGAAGCUUCACCCGCUGCUCAAUCAGAAUGGGAUUUCGAUGUAGAUAAUGUUCAUUCCGCAAAGAAUUUGAUAAAAUCAGGGUUUCUUAUCUCCUUCAUCAUCGAUGCUCGAGGUGGUUUAGUCGAGGCUCAAAGACGACCUGGUUUACGAUUUCUUGUACCACCUAAUGCAGUUUCUGGACCUUUACGUAUAAUUUGUCGUCUACUCCGUCCAGAAACUAUUGACAAUCCUCCAGUUUUUAAUGACGGUGAUUGUUUAGCCUGUCGGGUUAUUGAAAUGAAUCCAACUCAGAUGCGUUUCACUUUGCCCGUCCUUAUUGAAGUGCCCCAUAUUGCAUCUGUUAGAGGAAGAGAACGUGAAGUCCUAAUAAUUAGGAGUGAAACGGGAAAUUCAUGGAAAGAACACACAUUAGAAUCGACUGAGCUGGCGAUAAAUGAUUCAUUGAGUGAUGCAUUUGAUCAUUCCGACUUGAAUACUUCAAGUCUUAACAAACGCAUUCACCGGAUAUUGACUUAUGACUUUCCACAAUAUUUCGCUUUGAUUUCGAGAUUUCGUCAAGAAGUUGCUUUCAUUGGUUCAGACGGUGGACUGAUCAGCUCCACAGUAGCACCACAAGUUCAAGCUGUGUUUCCUCCAGGAUCACUUCAAAAAAGAAUUAAAGUUGGCUUGCAAGCCCAACUUAUCCAUAAUGAUAUCAUCAGCCGUUUAGCAGGUGAUCAUGUUUCUGUAUCUCCUGUCGUAAGCAUCGAGCCAAGGCGACGCAAAUUUCACAAGCCCAUCACACUUACAAUACCGGUUCCACGUCAUUCAGCUAAAACUAGUCCAGAUACAACAAAUAACGCAUCAAAACUUCGACUUCUAUGUAGCUUAUCUGGCGGGAUAAAUGCAGCUGUAUGGGAAGACAUAACUGGUUCAACACCUAUGACACGUCACAAAGAUUGUGUUUCAUUUACUACAACUGUUUCUGCCAGAUUAUGGUUAAUGGAUUGCCCUUCUGGUAUUCCAGUCUCAGAGCUUGCAACUCGCAUUUAUAGUGAAAGUAUUCAACCACCAAUUUUUGGAAGAUUUGUUAUUUAUGCGCGUCAAUCAACCGAUCUGGAUGCAGAAAUAGAACUCGAAACUCCAGAUAAACUACCAAGACAACUUGCGCAUGUUCAAGAUAUGAAAAGAAGUAUUUCACGUAUCAAACAUUUCGCAACCGAAUUCGCUCAUAUUAGAUGUGUCUGUCUGACAGAUGACAAUAAUGAUAAGACUUUGGAGUGUUUGGAGCACUAUUGUCAAGUUGCUAUCGGUCCAUUUGUAGAAAUUGAACAAAACAAGCCUAUCUGGAUUGAAAUGGUUGGAAAUCUGGUACCAGUGUUAAGAUCCGGAGAGCAGUUGAAUUUUACCGUCCGACCAUUCCACGAGAAUCGAAUCACAUUCCCAGUUCGUUUGCGAGACGUACUAGAUCAAGAACCAGAUGCGAAUACAGUUACCGGGAAAGUCGCAUUUAUGCGUGAACCUCGCAAAAUUCAAACUAAUUUGGAUACGACUAGCUCUCAAACGCAACGUCCACUUACUCUACUAGAAUUCAAACUUCCGAACCCAGACCAAAAUGUUGUCAUACCUACAAGAGAACCGGGUAUAAUUGGGCGUUCUGAGCUUGAUCGUCAAAUGCUGUCACUUGAAAUCGGGGAAGAUUGGAGACGAUUAGCACCUCUUCUUGGUUUCUCUGAACAGGAUAUUAAGAAUAUUGAAAGAAUCCCAUUGAAUUAUAGGACAUCUGGUGGUACGAUUGAAAAUCAACGGGCGGAGAAUAUGCUUGUCUUAUGGCAACAUCGAUUAGCGUCAUCGGGUAUAAGAGACAAAGAUGCUUUAGGUAAUUGUCUGGCUGAUGCGCUCAUCAAAAUAAAUCGAUCUGAUGCUAUUCAUCCAAGCAUGACUGACGUACAACCAGUAACGGCAAAAGAGGAAAUAACAACUGCAACCAAAGUCUUGGAAGAACGCCCUAUCCUGCCUUCGGUUGCUGAAGAGAUUUUGCCAAAUGCAACAACAAACGAAGUACUAACGUAUCCGAGACGCAAAGAAACAGAUAGUUCUCCAGAUAUGAAAUAUCAAGAAAAGGAAGAAACGAGAAAAUUAGAUACAGAUCUAGUUUUGUCUUGGUCUGAAAAUGCAUUUCUUUCGUCAGAUGAAGGUGUUUCGACUAUUUCGGUUUCUGGUGAAACAGAUGGCAUUCGAAAACCAGAAGCAACCGUUUUACAGUCUGUUUCUCAGACUGAUGUUACAGACCAAGAAAAACUUUCUGUUGAUGUCCACACCGUUCCAUCCGUGUUUACUUCUGUUGAUAAUGUACCAGAUAAAGUACUAGAGUUAAAUCACAUAAACGACAUUGGUCAAGAAAAACCCUGUAUCGACUGGCAAGAAGCUUUACUAACACAUUUGAAAUCAGUUGGUGUUCUUUUAGAUUUCCCAACAAAUUUCAGUCAGUCAUCAGAUAAACGAAUCGAAGAACCUGACAGUCAUCUAACAGAAGUUUUUAUAAAACCAAAAAGUCAAUAUGUUGAACACAAGUCUACUUCAACUGACAAAAAGGUGAUAGAAUAUGUUGUACAGGACUUAUUAGAUACCAUUGGACCACAAUUUGACGAAUCCACUGCUUCAGUUGAUCAGCGACUACCAAUCGAUCAUGAAGAAAUAAUGGAAGAUAUAAUUGAACAAACGAAAUUUGAUCGUAAGGCACAGGAAAUCUCCGUUUCGAAAGAUUCUGAGUCUAUGAUUGCCCCGAGUAUUGAGUCAGUCAUGCCGCAAAUCUCCCCUACUGAAGAAGAUACAUCAACUGAGGUUUUAGGAGUGAGUAAACCUCAAAAAACAGAUGAAACACUGAAAGAACAAGUCCCAGCCAAACAGUCAGCCAUGAAGUCUUUGCUAACAACGGAAGAACUCAGCUAUACAUCUCUGCAAGAAGAAUUGAAUGAAGAAUUUCUUACUCCGUGCUCAGAAAACUUGCAAGAUGAACAAUUAUUCGAAAAUGCAUAUCAGAGAGCAGUAAUAGUCCAUGAAAGGAAAACGAUUGACAGCGUUCAAUCAUUUAAAGUAGUAGAACCUGAAGUCUUACUUAAAGAAUCUGAUAUUGAAACACCUCCUUUCGAAAAGCAACCUCAGAUUCAAACAAAAUAUAUGCUUCAUUCAGAUUCAGCCGGUAUCAGUGCGAUUCAGUCAGUGCCAAAAGAAUCACAUGAGAUUGAAGAAGUUGAGGAAAUUCUACCUGAUGGUACAGUCGUCACAAAACGCACAGAACUUGAAGAAACCACUCUAUCAGUUAGUUCAGAUGAAUGGGAACUGGGUAUACAAGCAGCGUUUGAAUCUGGAGGUUAUUUAGUUGAAAAACCAGAAGAAAUCACAGACGUGGAACAUGUAGAAGAAACAUUACCAGAUGGAACUGUAAUCACACGCUUAAUAACAACAAAGAGAGUGGUUGAUAGAGUUUUUGAACGUUCGAUUUCAGAAGAACAGUCACUGUCACAUGGUGUAAAUGAAAAAAUGAUUACAGAAAUCAGUUCAGUGAUACCUGAAGUUCCAACUACAGAAGAUCAAUAUGUGCAUCAUGAAACGACCAGUCAUAAAAACCUAGACAUACAAGCAGCUGACCUGAAUAUAAACAAUGUGCCAUCACCAAAUUUAAUGCAUGAUACACAGCAUGAUCAGUUACCUGCUUUGGAGACCAUUGAAGACGUGAAAAUAGAAAAUGAGAAAGAAAUAAUACAACAAACCUACAGCGCAGAACCAACAAGCAUGAGAGAUAUACAAUCUGAAAUAAUAGUUGGACAGAAAGAAAUUGAAUUGUCAGACGAAACCAAACAAAUAAAACAUGCUACAAUAGAACAAGUAAGCUAUAGGAUCAGUGAGGAAAGUAUCGAAGAAAACACGGAAAACAAUGUGAGAAAGAUAGCAGCGAUUAAAACAUAUUCAAAAGACUUGGAAGAAAUAGAUGGAGGAGCACUUAAAACAAUGAAAGAAAUAGUAAGACACAGAAUAAGUAAAGAAGAGGACGAACUUAUGAAAACAAAAGAAACUGAAAUAGUAUCAGAAAAACAAGAAGAAAAAAAAGAGACAGAAGCAGCAAUAAAGCAAGAGAGACAGAGAGAAAUAAAAUCGUACGACGAAGCGGUGAAAGCUAAAUCGGCAGGACAAGAGGUCAAUGAGAGGUUGAGGCAAGUUGAAGCGGACGCAGAAAGUGAAGCGGCAGAACAGGUUGAAUCGGAACGUGUGUCUGUGUUCGCACCAGUCGAAUUGGAGUCUGAGGCGCUUGCAGAGACUGCAGCACAACCGGAACGGGAACGAUUGGUUGAGGAGCGUGUCGGUGAGAUGGAGGCGGCGGAAUAUGGUGAAGUUGGUGAAGGCGUAUUUGAAGGGGAGGUGGAAGCUGAGUCGGUAGUGGAAGUGUUCGGUGAGACAUUGGGGCAAGUUGAAGCGGACGCAGAAAGUGAAGCGGCAGAACAGGUUGAAUCGGAACGUGUGUCUGUGUUCGCACCAGUCGAAUUGGAGUCUGAGGCGCUUGCAGAGACUGCAGCACAACCGGAACGGGAACGAUUGGUUGAGGAGCGUGUCGGUGAGAUGGAGGCGGCGGAAUAUGGUGAAGUUGGUGAAGGCGUAUUUGAAGGGGAGGUGGAAGCUGAGUCGGUAGUGGAAGUGUUCGGUGAGACAUUGGGGCAAGUUGAAGCGGACGCAGAAAGUGAAGCGGCAGAACAGGUUGAAUCGGAACGUGUGUCUGUGUUCGCACCAGUCGAAUUGGAGUCUGAGGCGCUUGCAGAGACUGCAGCACAACCGGAACGGGAAGGAUUGGUUGAGGAGCGUGUCGGUGAGAUGGAGGCGGCGGAAUAUGGUGAAGUUGGUGAAGGCGUAUUUGAAGGGGAGGUGGAAGCUGAGUCGGUAGUGGAAGUGUUCGGUGAGACAUUGGGGCAAGUUGAAGCGGACGCAGAAAGUGAAGCGGCAGAACAGGUUGAAUCGGAACGUGUGUCUGUGUUCGCACCAGUCGAAUUGGAGUCUGAGGCGCUUGCAGAGACUGCAGCACAACCGGAACGGGAACGAUUGGUUGAGGAGCGUGUCGGUGAGAUGGAGGCGGCGGAAUAUGGUGAAGUUGGUGAAGGCGUAUUUGAAGGGGAGGUGGAAGCUGAGUCGGUAGUGGAAGUGUUCGGUGAGACAUUGGGGCAAGUUGAAGCGGACGCAGAAAGUGAAGCGGCAGAACAGGUUGAAUCGGAACGUGUGUCUGUGUUCGCACCAGUCGAAUUGGAGUCUGAGGCGCUUGCAGAGACUGCAGCACAACCGGAACGGGAACGAUUGGUUGAGGAGCGUGUCGGUGAGAUGGAGGCGGCGGAAUAUGGUGAAGUUGGUGAAGGCGUAUUUGAAGGGGAGGUGGAAGCUGAGUCGGUAGUGGAAGUGUUCGGUGAGACAUUGGGGCAAGUUGAAGCGGACGCAGAAAGUGAAGCGGCAGAACAGGUUGAAUCGGAACGUGUGUCUGUGUUCGCACCAGUCGAAUUGGAGUCUGAGGCGCUUGCAGAGACUGCAGCACAACCGGAACGGGAACGAUUGGUUGAGGAGCGUGUCGGUGAGAUGGAGGCGGCGGAAUAUGGUGAAGUUGGUGAAGGCGUAUUUGAAGGGGAGGUGGAAGCUGAGUCGGUAGUGGAAGUGUUCGGUGAGACAUUGGGGCAAGUUGAAGCGGACGCAGAAAGUGAAGCGGCAGAACAGGUUGAAUCGGAACGUGUGUCUGUGUUCGCACCAGUCGAAUUGGAGUCUGAGGCGCUUGCAGAGACUGCAGCACAACCGGAACGGGAACGAUUGGUUGAGGAGCGUGUCGGUGAGAUGGAGGCGGCGGAAUAUGGUGAAGUUGGUGAAGGCGUAUUUGAAGGGGAGGUGGAAGCUGAGUCGGUAGUGGAAGUGUUCGGUGAGACAUUGGGGCAAGUUGAAGCGGACGCAGAAAGUGAAGCGGCAGAACAGGUUGAAUCGGAACGUGUGUCUGUGUUCGCACCAGUCGAAUUGGAGUCUGAGGCGCUUGCAGAGACUGCAGCACAACCGGAACGGGAACGAUUGGUUGAGGAGCGUGUCGGUGAGAUGGAGGCGGCGGAAUAUGGUGAAGUUGGUGAAGGCGUAUUUGAAGGGGAGGUGGAAGCUGAGUCGGUAGUGGAAGUGUUCGGUGAGACAUUGGGGCAAGUUGAAGCGGACGCAGAAAGUGAAGCGGCAGAACAGGUUGAAUCGGAACGUGUGUCUGUGUUCGCACCAGUCGAAUUGGAGUCUGAGGCGCUUGCAGAGACUGCAGCACAACCGGAACGGGAACGAUUGGUUGAGGAGCGUGUCGGUGAGAUGGAGGCGGCGGAAUAUGGUGAAGUUGGUGAAGGCGUAUUUGAAGGGGAGGUGGAAGCUGAGUCGGUAGUGGAAGUGUUCGGUGAGACAUUGGGGCAAGUUGAAGCGGACGCAGAAAGUGAAGCGGCAGAACAGGUUGAAUCGGAACGUGUGUCUGUGUUCGCACCAGUCGAAUUGGAGUCUGAGGCGCUUGCAGAGACUGCAGCACAACCGGAACGGGAACGAUUGGUUGAGGAGCGUGUCGGUGAGAUGGAGGCGGCGGAAUAUGGUGAAGUUGGUGAAGGCGUAUUUGAAGGGGAGGUGGAAGCUGAGUCGGUAGUGGAAGUGUUCGGUGAGACAUUGGGGCAAGUUGAAGCGGACGCAGAAAGUGAAGCGGCAGAACAGGUUGAAUCGGAACGUGUGUCUGUGUUCGCACCAGUCGAAUUGGAGUCUGAGGCGCUUGCAGAGACUGCAGCACAACCGGAACGGGAACGAUUGGUUGAGGAGCGUGUCGGUGAGAUGGAGGCGGCGGAAUAUGGUGAAGUUGGUGAAGGCGUAUUUGAAGGGGAGGUGGAAGCUGAGUCGGUAGUGGAAGUGUUCGGUGAGACAUUGGGGCAAGUUGAAGCGGACGCAGAAAGUGAAGCGGCAGAACAGGUUGAAUCGGAACGUGUGUCUGUGUUCGCACCAGUCGAAUUGGAGUCUGAGGCGCUUGCAGAGACUGCAGCACAACCGGAACGGGAACGAUUGGUUGAGGAGCGUGUCGGUGAGAUGGAGGCGGCGGAAUAUGGUGAAGUUGGUGAAGGCGUAUUUGAAGGGGAGGUGGAAGCUGAGUCGGUAGUGGAAGUGUUCGGUGAGACAUUGGGGCAAGUUGAAGCGGACGCAGAAAGUGAAGCGGCAGAACAGGUUGAAUCGGAACGUGUGUCUGUGUUCGCACCAGUCGAAUUGGAGUCUGAGGCGCUUGCAGAGACUGCAGCACAACCGGAACGGGAACGAUUGGUUGAGGAGCGUGUCGGUGAGAUGGAGGCGGCGGAAUAUGGUGAAGUUGGUGAAGGCGUAUUUGAAGGGGAGGUGGAAGCUGAGUCGGUAGUGGAAGUGUUCGGUGAGACAUUGGGGCAAGUUGAAGCGGACGCAGAAAGUGAAGCGGCAGAACAGGUUGAAUCGGAACGUGUGUCUGUGUUCGCACCAGUCGAAUUGGAGUCUGAGGCGCUUGCAGAGACUGCAGCACAACCGGAACGGGAACGAUUGGUUGAGGAGCGUGUCGGUGAGAUGGAGGCGGCGGAAUAUGGUGAAGUUGGUGAAGGCGUAUUUGAAGGGGAGGUGGAAGCUGAGUCGGUAGUGGAAGUGUUCGGUGAGACAUUGGGGCAAGUUGAAGCGGACGCAGAAAGUGAAGCGGCAGAACAGGUUGAAUCGGAACGUGUGUCUGUGUUCGCACCAGUCGAAUUGGAGUCUGAGGCGCUUGCAGAGACUGCAGCACAACCGGAACGGGAAGGAUUGGUUGAGGAGCGUGUCGGUGAGAUGGAGGCGGCGGAAUAUGGUGAAGUUGGUGAAGGCGUAUUUGAAGGGGAGGUGGAAGCUGAGUCGGUAGUGGAAGUGUUCGGUGAGACAUUGGGGCAAGUUGAAGCGGACGCAGAAAGUGAAGCGGCAGAACAGGUUGAAUCGGAACGUGUGUCUGUGUUCGCACCAGUCGAAUUGGAGUCUGAGGCGCUUGCAGAGACUGCAGCACAACCGGAACGGGAAGGAUUGGUUGAGGAGCGUGUCGGUGAGAUGGAGGCGGCGGAAUAUGGUGAAGUUGGUGAAGGCGUAUUUGAAGGGGAGGUGGAAGCUGAGUCGGUAGUGGAAGUGUUCGGUGAGACAUUGGGGCAAGUUGAAGCGGACGCAGAAAGUGAAGCGGCAGAACAGGUUGAAUCGGAACGUGUGUCUGUGUUCGCACCAGUCGAAUUGGAGUCUGAGGCGCUUGCAGAGACUGCAGCACAACCGGAACGGGAAGGAUUGGUUGAGGAGCGUGUCGGUGAGAUGGAGGCGGCGGAAUAUGGUGAAGUUGGUGAAGGCGUAUUUGAAGGGGAGGUGGAAGCUGAGUCGGUAGUGGAAGUGUUCGGUGAGACAUUGGGGCAAGUUGAAGCGGACGCAGAAAGUGAAGCGGCAGAACAGGUUGAAUCGGAACGUGUGUCUGUGUUCGCACCAGUCGAAUUGGAGUCUGAGGCGCUUGCAGAGACUGCAGCACAACCGGAACGGGAAGGAUUGGUUGAGGAGCGUGUCGGUGAGAUGGAGGCGGCGGAAUAUGGUGAAGUUGGUGAAGGCGUAUUUGAAGGGGAGGUGGAAGCUGAGUCGGUAGUGGAAGUGUUCGGUGAGACAUUGGGGCAAGUUGAAGCGGACGCAGAAAGUGAAGCGGCAGAACAGGUUGAAUCGGAACGUGUGUCUGUGUUCGCACCAGUCGAAUUGGAGUCUGAGGCGCUUGCAGAGACUGCAGCACAACCGGAACGGGAACGAUUGGUUGAGGAGCGUGUCGGUGAGAUGGAGGCGGCGGAAUAUGGUGAAGUUGGUGAAGGCGUAUUUGAAGGGGAGGUGGAAGCUGAGUCGGUAGUGGAAGUGUUCGGUGAGACAUUGGGGCAAGUUGAAGCGGACGCAGAAAGUGAAGCGGCAGAGCAGUUUGUUUCGGAUAGUGUUUCGUUUUUCGUUUCACCUUCGUUGUCUUUUGUAGAUAAUUUUUUUUUUACUGCUUCUGAAUUGCCGGUUUCUUGCACUGUCUGCACGGCGAGUCAUGCAUCUAUUUCUCUCUGUCACAUUGAUCCUGUUCUUUCCAUCUCUCAGUCUCCGAUAUCUUCAUCUCAAUCUCUUCAUGCCGGUUUGUCUGAUUUUUCUCGUAUGCAUUUGGAUUCUGCUUCGCUUGAUUCGAAUAUUCUCGCUGUUGCACCUGAAGGCCUGUUUCUUGGUCUGAGUCAAUUUGUUCGUCAUUCAACUGAAUCCUUUUCUGAACUUCAUAGUUUUUCUAUAGAAGAUAGCGUUAUUCCUAAAGAGUGUUCUGACGUUUCUGUUUCUUCUCACUGUGGAGAAAUCGAUGGAGAGAUUUCUGAUCAUGUUCAAACUUCUCCAUUUCAUGACACGUCUCUGGAAUCCAUACCUCCUUUCAAACCUGAAGCUUCUGUCCUUGCUCUAUCUGAAUAUGAAUAUCUAUCAGUCGAUGAACUUAGAUCAAGCAAUAGAUUACCAUCUAUUAUUCAGGCCACCGCAAAUGUGAUUGAUUCGUCUGAUAUUCAGGAAGUAUCUCAGGAGGAUUUUAUUAAUAAUGACUUGUCAAUAACAGAUGACCAAACUGUUUUGCUUGCUUCUGGUUCAAAUUUAAUUGAUCACUUCACUUUUGAAUCUAAUACUGAAUACGAUUCUUUGGAUUGUGCAAAUAAAUUGUUAACUGAUAGCUUUGAUGAAGUGAUUAUUGAAAAACCCAGCCAUGAAUUAAAAAUGUCAUCUGUAUCUAGCAAUGAAGAUUCAUUAAAUGAUCAACCUGAAUCAGGUGAAUCAUUAGUAACUGAAACAAUUCCGAAGUCAGAUAUUUUAGAUAAAUCUCCUUCUUCAGAAAAAGCUAACUUGACUUAUCUUGCAGCAGCAUCAGGAGCAAGUGUUGCUAUGGAAUUCACAGAUGAGGAAGAGGAAGAAGAUGAGUUCUCUAUAUUGUGUCCUGGUAGGUUGAAAUCAUCCGAACAUGGAGAUUCCAAUCAGCUAGUGCAUUCAGCUCUUGACAGGUCUGCCCGAAUGCUCACUCGUCUACAAACCUAUGGCUUCCGAGGUAACUUGAUGGCUACAACUUCGCUUAGCAAUCUUAACUGGCGUGCAUCAGAAACAAAAUUAACCACCCCACACAAAGAAUUCUUCGAAAAUGAUGAGAGGACCAUUUCAAAAGGACAUGAAAAUAUACUUAUAUCAAACAAACAGAUGAUCACAGAACCCAGUCAUGAUGAAUUAGACAAUUUUGAUGGCGAUAGCCUUGAAGGAUUCAGCAAUACGUUUGAAUUUGGUAGUAUUGAUAGCCCAUCACGUGAAAUAAUCACAGACGAAACCGAAGGUGUUAGUACUGGUCUGCCUCCGAUUCUUGAAACAGUUAAUACAAAUCAACUCAAGUUUGAAAGUGGGUUAAAAUCUGAUACAGACGGUCAAAAAGACUCUUUUAUUGAAAAAGAAAUAUCCAUUCAGCAACAUUUAGAUUCAGAAAGUUUAAUCUCCUCUCAGUCAAUUGCCGUUACAAAAAUUCCAUUUAGCCCAGAUCCUGAAUUUCAAACAAGUUCCACUCCAGAUGAAUCAAGUCUUAGCAGUUACUCUACGGUUGUGAAUGUUGGAAGAAUGAACCAAUCACCAAUAAUCUCUCAACUAUCAAGGGGAAAUAUAACAGAUGAAAAGCUGUUGUCGCAGAGUUUUUCUUCCCAAGGACAUGAUUUUGUCGCUGGUGAACUCAAAAGUGUUCAGUUACUGGAUUCAAGAACCACCCUAGAGUCUAUUGAAAGCGAUCUUGAUCUUCUUGAUGAUGAAAUAAAACUAGGAGACGAUAAAGCUAAGUUAACACCUGGGAAGAGUUUGGUUCAUUUGUCUAGUGUCCCUAAAAGAAAGCCAGUUAAUUAUAAAUCUAACCUAUUAGGAUCAGAACCUGUGGUAGGAAGUACUACAUUACAGACAUCUACAGAUUUCGGUAGCAUUCCACUGUCACAACCCAUCUACUCUGAUCAAGGAUGUAUCAAUAUAACGAAACCCUAUUUUCAUGAAACAAUCGAAGGACACAUCAGUUUUCCACGAAUUUCAGAGGGUUCCUCUGAGAAUCAGUUAGAGUUUUCAAGUGAUCGGGUUAAAUCGACACCAUCUAGUAUUUAUCUAAAAAGAGGAUUAAAAACAUGUGAUGAGAACGUCGCUAGCAGCUCAUUGCCCGAACUUGAAAGAUUUGGAAAAGAACUGGGUAACAGCGAUUCUACUUCUCCUAGUAGUGGUCAUAAGGGAAGCGGUGAAGAUGUCAGUUCUCACACUUCGUCACUUUCUGAGUAUCUGCGUCAUGAGAAAGAAUGUGAAAGUUGCGAUGAAAGCUUGAUAUUACCCUUCGACUCAAGAAUUACACUAGAAUUCAACGACUUGAUAGAUAUGAAUGAUAAAGCAAAAACAGUGGUCACAGAAAUGUUAACUUCAAACAACUUGACCUCACGUUAUGGACAAAUCUCAACUAUUUAUGAAGACUUAGCGGAACAUAAUAUAAAUUCACUCUCGCAGAGUAUAGAAUCUCCAACUACUUCCGUUCAUUCAGUUAAAGAAGAUGAUCAGAUAUCAUGUACAUACUUAAAUCAAAACGAUGAAAAUAAAUCACAGGUUGGUUGUUCUGAUUCUGAACUCCUAUUAAUACAUUCAAAUAUAUCCGGUGAUCCUUUACAAGCCGAAACGACAGGAAAAAGUUUAACUUCUAGUUCAGAAAUAGAACCGUUACUGAAUAAAGUUGAGGAUUAUUUAAUAGGAGUAGAAGAAACUGACUCAUUAAUUUGUUCUUCAAUUUAUGAUUCUUUAGUACCUUCUGGCUAUGAAAAUAGUUUAUAUGAUGCAAAAUCGAACGUGAAUUUCGGAAUAAAUGAUAAUUGGAGAGACCUUGUAUCAUCACGCAGAAUGGAUUCAUUAGAUGAAAACGAAUAUGAACAACUCAGUAAAACUGCUGAUUCCCUUAGCCCUAAUUCAUCAUCAGCUAUUUCAAACAGGAAAGAAGAAAACACAUUAAACCCUCCCGAAAAUAAUGAACAAGGUACAACAGAAUUUGAUUCUGUCCAUAUAGACAACUUACAUCAACAAUACAUAGGAACUAUUGGUAUGGUGUUUUCAAAUGAAUCUUAUUCUAAUGAGAGAAGUCCCAUGGUUUAUGAGAAACAACCCCAGUCACUAUCAUCUGAUAAAAGACAAGACUCAAAUAUAUCUGUGUCAGGAGUUGUAAAGCAUGAAUAUGUUAAUAAACCAGUGCUGGGAAAUUAUAUGACAGACUCAUUAGAUGACAACGGUUUAGUUAUAGAACAAAUUAUUACUACUACUACUACUACUGGUUGUUCAUUGUCCACUACAUCCGAGACAACAAGCAGAUCGUCUUGUUCAUUCCCUGCCUCACAAAUCACCCCAUCAGCUAUUGAAUAUACAGCGUUUAUAGACCCUGAAGCUCUUAUUCCUACCACAUCUGAGAAGAUAGCUCUGCACGAAGGUAUAGAAAGCGGUUUCAUCUCAAAAACAGAUUUGAAUCCUCAGUCGACUAUAUCUAAUACCUUAGAAGAUGAGACUCUUAUAAAUAAACCAUUCGCUCCUGAUAAUCAAGGAUCAUCAGAUGGUUCUCAACAAUGGAAUAGUUUAACAACUAGUAGCUUUUCAGCUCAAGUUGGAGAUCCGAAAACGAAAGAAACCCUAGAAAUUGAUAAUAUAGCGUCGGAAGAAGUUACUGACUCAUGUAAACAAAUCCACAGUACUGAUCUCACGGAGUCAUUCACAGAUGAAACUUCCUCCAGCUUUGAUUAUGAAAUGGUUAGUAUCACUGAAAGGGAAAAGUCACCAGAAAAACCCAGUCAGAAAAUAGGAAAAGAUGAUGAACUAGAAUGA
This is a messenger RNA of Schistosoma turkestanicum, 16428 nucleotides long. The record is from the annotation of a GenBank genome assembly. Lineage: Eukaryota; Metazoa; Platyhelminthes; Trematoda; Strigeidida; Schistosomatidae.